UGUGUGUGUAGAUAUCUGUCUUUCUCUCUCAGUGACGACAUGGGAGCGACAACAGAAGAGUAGAACACAGAGAAAAGACAAAGAGAGAGAGACAGACAGAGAGAGAGAGAGGAAGAGAGAGAGAGAGCGACUUCAGCACCAUGACUUCCACCGCCCAGCCCAAGAGGAUGGUGUCCUCGGUCUUCAUCACUCUGGCGUCUCCGUACAGAGCCACGGUCACGCCCACGCCGCAGAUCCCGCAGCACUCUGCUGUCCCCAUCAGUCCCACCACCACUCAGAGGAAGGCCCCCACCUCCUCCACCUCGGCCCCGGAGCCCGGACACGCCGUCUCCCCGCCCGCUGAGGCCCGGCCCAGUCCUCUGGAGAUCCGGAAAACUCACAACAAACAACCUGACUCCACACACACUCCAUACAGAGCGGGAAAGAGAGAGGAGAAACACGCCAAGGAGUUUUUCCCUCCUCCCCCCCCUGCGUCCCUGGACCCUGUGGUCUCUGAAACAUCACCCCUUUCUCCACCCCCUCCCCCAUCCACCUGCCCCGUGUCUGAUCCCAAACACAAACCACUGGCCAGCACACGUGAGGGGUGUGUGGAGAGAGCGCCUCCUGCUGAUCAGACUCGGAGCGAGCCGACUGAAGGAGUGUAUACUGAAGAGGGGAUUACACCGGAUGUAUGUGGGUUCUGUCGUAAGCCCGUGGCCCUGAGCGAGCUGGCAAUCGAGGCCUUGAACAGGACGUACCACAGCAGCUGCUUCCAGUGCCGACAGUGUCACGCCGCUCUCGCUGGGAAAACGUACUUCAACAAGGCCGGGAUCCCUCUGUGUGAGGACUGCUACCAGGCCAGUCUGGAGCCGUGCUGGGCGUGCGGCGAGGUCAUCAAAGAUCAGGUGAUCCGGGCGCUGGAGCGAGCCUAUCACCCGCCCUGCUUCGUGUGCACCACCUGCAGGCAGCCAAUCGGAGAGCAGCGUUUUGCACAGGGAGAGGUGGGGGAGGUGUACUGCCUGCACGACUACUACAGGAAAUACGCGCCUCAGUGCAGUGUCUGCAGAGAGCUGAUAAUCCCCAGAGAGGACGGCACAGACAGCUUUACGGUCGAAUGUCUCGGACGCUCUUUUCACGAGGACUGCUACCGUUGUGAGCUGUGUGCGAUGCUUCUCUCUCCGGAGCCCAACGAACACGGCUGCCACCCGCUGGACGGACAGAUCCUGUGCAAGCCCUGCCAUCUCUCCCUGAUCCAGACCAGCCAACACUGAUCCUGCAGCUUCACGCUAAAGCACACCGAGCCCAUGCCAUGUCCUUCUGCAUUCCUGCAUUCACAUUUACUGUGAGGAAAAAAGAAAUACAUUAUCUACCUUAAUGUACCAAGAAAAAACCCCAUCAUAAAUGCCACAUUUUAAACACAUACCUCACCAGAAACACUCCCACUUCCUUAAAGAUCAUUAGGGGGGAAAAGGUACACAAAAAAUUCUUCACCACUGUAGAAACCAAUCAUAGAGAAACAUCUUAAUGUGGCCUGAGGUGUUAAAACAAUAAAACAACUGGAACAAAAUGAAGUAUUUGACUGGUUUAUAAUUAGCCUUUUCCCGUUGUAUAAAAAGUGAACAUUUUGAUUUUAGUUAUAUUUUUUAUGGCUGGUUAAUUGAAUCCAAAUAAGAUUUUCACUAACUAGCUAACUGGCUAAUCAUUUAGCUUUCUCGGACAUAAAAACACACACGGUUCAGUAUUAUAUUGAUUUAGUUUUACUUAUCUCUAAAACAUCGACUACACUUUAGGUUUAGUGACUCCACCAUAACGUCUGCUGUUUUGCUGUGAAGUUUAAGCGACUUUAAACGCUGUUAAAAAAAAAAAAACAUCAACUUUUGUCCUACACUUUAUUACCUAUUGCUACUGUAUCAUAAUUAUCCUGUUUACUGUCAGAAUGUUUUCUAGAAUUCAGAUCUGGCUAGUUUAGCGUUACACCUGUGCUAGUGCCUAAUUGAAGUGUUAGCAGUGGUGUUCUCUAUGCUAGCACUCAGCAUUCAGCCAAGACAAGUUCACUGUCUAACAUGUACUUUACUCAUUUUGCACUGAACCUGGAUAAUAAGCAAGAGAAGCUAACAGUUUUAGCAGUAGCGGGUUAGCAUGCAUGAAUCUUUAUUGAAGCAGACUGCACAGAAUCAAUCUGUCACGGACGAUCAGUAAUCACAGGUAAAGCCUGUUUUUUUUUUUUUUUGGGCUAAAACAUUCCUUUUGUUGGUGGCAGAUUGUAGACUGGGAGUGAAUCCUGCAGAACUAAGAAAACAAAACUGGGAAAAAAAUACUUUUCUCUUUUACUUUUUUUUUUUACACAGUGAUGACUAGCUUAUUUUUAUAUUUAGAAUCCUUUGUUGUUGUUUUUUUCUUUAAUUUUAUACACGAUGUAAUAGCAUGUAUAUCAAACAUAUCCAGUGUAAUCCGAUCCCUUUGCACUCAGUGUAAUUCAGUGCACCAAAGAUAUUUAUUCCAUAUUAAACAAAAUUACAUUACUGUUUUAGUUUUUUUUUUGUGGAAUCAUAUAAAAAUGUGGUUUUAACUAUGGAAGAAAAUAAACUGAAAACAUUUUCA
Messenger RNA from Clarias gariepinus (North African catfish), 2580 nucleotides. It is a transcript of the gene fblim1, whose product is annotated as filamin binding LIM protein 1. Gene Ontology annotation, molecular function: filamin binding. Lineage: Eukaryota; Metazoa; Chordata; Actinopteri; Siluriformes; Clariidae. Gene Ontology annotation, cellular component: stress fiber; focal adhesion. The record is from RefSeq and is a predicted model, not a curated record. The transcript has 8 exons. The coding region runs from base 141 to 1250 and encodes 369 amino acids. Gene Ontology annotation, biological process: cell-cell adhesion.